This is a messenger RNA of Monodelphis domestica (gray short-tailed opossum), 9335 nucleotides long. NCBI's taxonomy places the organism in Eukaryota, Metazoa, Chordata, Mammalia, Didelphimorphia, Didelphidae. The record is from RefSeq and is a predicted model, not a curated record.
UACAGACCUGGAUCUGCCCCCUGACAGGCUGCGUGAACUUGAGCAGGACUUUUCUGGUCCUGGAUUAGACCAUCGGACUCCAAGAUUCCUUCCAGAUCUAAUUCUUAAGCUCUUUCCUCCCGGAGGUCCUAAGGAGUUGGGCCGGCGGGCAGUGUCUUCCUGAAGCCUGCUUGGCACCACGGGAGCGGGUCGUUUGCCCCAGUCUGGGGAGAAUAGACUAGAAAGAAAUUCCUGGUGGUGAGGGGCUUUAGAUGCAGAGUUGGGAUAUCUAGGAUCUCAGGCUUAAAAGCUGAAAGGUACCCGAGAGGCCAUAUUGUCCAGCUCUUUCCUUUUACAGACAGAGAAGCUAUGACUUCCUCUGCAGACAGUAAGCAUCUGAAUUGGGAUUCAAACCCAGGUUAUCUCGCUCCGAAUCCACUGGAGAUCAUCCCAUCCCAUUGGUCCAGCUGACUCAGCGCUUUUUUCCUGACCCAAAGUCAGUGGAGGAACUCAAUGGCCUCUGGGCUACCACAGGUGCCCCUAGCCCGGGCUGACCCCGGGGUCUUGAACUCCAGCAGCCCAGCUCCACAACCCACGCUGGUACAUCCCUCUCUCCUGUGCAAUCCCUGACAUCUGCCACUAGGGGGCCGUGCCCCUCUCUCCUGCUUCUAGCUUUUCUCCCCUUCCGUUUACCCACAGCUGUUUCCCGCAGGAGAUUGACAGCUGGGCUCCCUGGUUGCCAUGGGGAUAGGCAAAUGAGGGCGGACCUGCUGGGGUUCCGAUUGGCCUGGGGGCUGUUGCCCCCGCCCGGGGAGGCGGGCUCGGGCACCGCUCUCUAUAAAAGGGCUGAGUGCUGUCUUCAGCGUUUCAAUCUUGAUGAGGAGGGGUAGGGGGGGGGGGCGCUGGGGCGGGCCGGGCCGGGCCGCGCGGGGCAGCUUAGGAAACCGUGGGAAGAGGAGGAGGUGGGAGCAGCAGCGGCAGUAGCAAUUGCUGUGAGAGCAAAGGAACAGCGAUCAUUGCAACCCGGCGAAGACAGAAAGGCGCUGGAGCUGCGGGUGGGCACUCGCUCCAGGAGCCCCAUGCGUGCCAGGCCCGGGUGACUUUCUCAGCGAAGGCGCACGGGAAGCAGGCGCCGACCAGGACGGCCAAAGAGUUUCCAGGCGGAGGCAAGGCAGUGGGGGCCUCCCAGCACUUCAGUGAGUUCUCUCAGCCAAACUUUUCUGCUUUCCCCCUCCAAAGCCGGCGCGCCCCCCUCCUCUCUCGCGGGAAAGUGUUCUGCUCUGUUCCCCCCUCUCUCAGCCGCCGCCGCCCCAACUUCAGAUACCCACCGCAGGCCGGACCAGGACUUAUACACUUCGCGCCCCCUCGAGGGAAGCCUGCAGGAGGUGGGGGCGUGCCCAGACCCCCGAUUUAAUUACUCUUGUGAGGGGGGGGAGAGGCUCAACGGCUCCCCCCCCCCCAUCGCCCCCGCCCCCAGUUCUCGCCUUUGACCCCAGCCUGCCCGCCCCGUCGGGUGGUGACAUCCUCCUCCCCGCUGCCCUUGAGCUGUCAGGGCGCGGGGGGCGGGCCAGGGCAGGGCCUUCCUGAGAUGGCCUCGGAGCUGGCGAUGGGCGGCGAGCUGCCCAGCAGUCCCCUGGCCAUCGAAUACGUGAACGACUUCGACCUAAUGAAGUUCGAAGUAAAGAAGGAGCCCCCUGAAGCGGAGCGCUUCUGCCACCGCCUUCCCCCAGGCUCACUCUCCUCCACGCCACUCAGUACCCCCUGCUCCUCAGUCCCAUCUUCUCCCAGCUUCUGUGCCCCAAGUCCAGGCACCGGCGGCGGCGGCGGCGGCGGCGGUGGAGGAGGAGGAGGAGCGCCCACAGGGGGGCCCCCUGGACCGCCGAACGGGGGCCCAGCAACCGUCGGAGCUGUGUCUGGCAAGCCCCAGCUGGAGGACCUGUACUGGAUGAGCGGCUAUCAGCACCACCUCAACCCCGAGGCGCUCAACCUGACCCCGGAGGACGCUGUGGAGGCGCUCAUCGGCAGUGGCCACCACGGUGGCCACCACUCGGCCUCAGCCUACGAGACCUUCCGGGCUCAAGGUUUUCCGGGAGGCGGCGGAGGCACCGGGGAGGAGCUGGGGCCUGGUCACCACCACGGUGGCCACCAUGCGGCUCACCACCAUCACCAUCACCCGGGCCACCACCACCACCAUGGCGCAGGCCACAGCCAUGGCCACCACGUGCGCCUGGAGGAGCGCUUCUCCGACGACCAGCUGGUGUCCAUGUCAGUGCGCGAGCUGAACCGACAGCUGCGCGGCUUCAGCAAGGAGGAGGUGAUCCGCCUGAAACAGAAGCGGCGGACCCUGAAGAACCGUGGCUACGCGCAGUCCUGCCGCUACAAGCGGGUGCAGCAGCGGCACAUCCUGGAGAGCGAGAAGUGCCAGUUGCAGAGCCAGGUGGAGCAGCUGAAGCUGGAGGUGGGCCGGCUGGCCAAAGAGCGGGACCUGUACCGGGAGAAAUACGAAAAGUUGGCGGGCCGGGGAGGCCCCGCGGCAGGGGCCGGAGCCGGGGGGCCCGGGGCAGCGGCCGGGGCAACGGGCAGCGGCAACGCAGGCUUCCCCAGAGAGCCAUCUCCUCCCCAGGCCGCCCCUGGGGCGGCCAAAGGGGCAGCCGAUUACUUCCUGUGAGCUUUGCCCCUUGCCCGGGCCACGGCUGGGGCUCCGGGCAGACUUCGGGGAGUGAGCGGAGGAGCGACCAAAGCACGGAUUCUGCCCCUCUCCUCUCUUAACCAGCGCUCCCCGUGCCUUUCCAUUUCCAAAGGCCUCGGCGGCUCUGUCCGAGAAUCGGGGCUCUGGAGCCUGACCCGGCCCAAAGGCGCUGGUGAACUUUGUAAAUAGCCAGAGCUCCGAGGGAGGGGGGCGAUAGCCCCUGAAUUCUGGGGGCUACAUCACUGUCCUGAGUCUUAACCUGGGGCCGGGUUGGGAGGGUUUGGGGGCCGCGGAGGUAAAUGAAUGAGAGGAAAAGAGGUUCCGCUGAGGUCGCCUCUCCACUAAACUUUUCCUAAGACUUUGUAGAGCACUAGCCCUAACAGCUCUCCAGGCCGCUCGGAACUGCCGCUCCCAUGUCAACUCCCACCCCGCCGGGCCUCCCUGCAUGCGGGCCAUGUAUGGACUCGGGGGGGGCUCCUUGCUCGGACCUGAGGCGCGUUCCCUCUCCAGCACUUUGGCGCCUUUAGAGUUUUGCAUCCUUUUCAUUCUACCCCAGUCUCCCGAACCCAACUCUGCGCACAGAAAAGUCUUAAAGGGCCAGACCAGGGCACACUUAUGGAGGCCUGGGCGUCUCCCGGCCCUAACCUCGGGAGGUAACUGCAAUCUCCAACUCGGGGAUGGCGGGCACCCUGCAUAGCUGCCCCAGUAGGACGUCUUCUUCCCCCAGCAGGGUCCAGGAUUCCCUCCAGGCUUGGAGUGUGAGCGGGAGGGGACUUAGCCUGCUUGGACUCUGUUCCCGCCGGUCCCUUCAGUUAAGAUGGUGCUGACCACGGGGAAAAUGUUCGUUAUUAUUGCUACUACUAUCAUUAUUAAUUAUUAUUAUUAAUCUUAUUGCUAUGAGGAUGGAGAAUGGUUAUUUUAAACAGGAAACUUGAGCCAGAUUUAACUUAUUUAAAGGAGGCCACUUGUACAUAUGUAGAAUUUAGGUUUGGAGGGCUCAGCUCUCAUCCUUUGCUCUUGCUCCUUCUCCACCUUUCUCUUUCUUCUUCUUCUUCUUCUUCUUCUUCUUCUUCUUCUUCUUCUUCUUCUUCUUCUUCUUCUUCUUCUUCUUCUUCUUCUUCUUCUUCUUCUUCUUCUUCUUCUUCUUCUUCUUCUUCUUCUCCUUCUCCUUCUCCUUCUCCUUCUCCUUCUCCUUCUCCUUCUCCUUCUCCUUCUCCUUCUCCUUCUCCUUCUCCUUCUCCUUCUCCUUCUCCUUCUCCUUCUCCUUCUCCUUCUCCUUCUCCUUCUCCUCACCCUCCCCUUUUCUCUGUCUCCCCAUCCUUUUCACUCUCUGUCUCUCUCUCUCUGCCUGUCUUCUUUCUCUUCCUUCAUCUAUUACCUUCCUAAUUCAAUUGAAUUUCACUUCCCUUCCCUCUUUCUACUUUUCUAUUUUGCUUGAUGAUUUUAAAAACAAAAACAGGAGGGAAAAAGUAUCCCCCCAAGCUCUGAGUCUUAACCCCAAAGUUUCUGUCCCAGCAUGUGCGAGACCACUGAGUGAGCAGCUGCCUGCCGUCUGCCCCAGAACCCCGGGAGGCCUGCUGGCCCUCCCUCUCAGCCACCCGUCUCUGGGCGGUUACCCUGCCAGCCGGUCCCUAAUGCGGGUCCCAGCUCUGCGGGCUGCCCGCCCACUGCUAUUGGCGUUUUUUUUCUUUUCUUUUGUUUUGUUUUUUGGAAAUUUAAACCAAGAGAAAGUAUCUAUCUAUGCUGUUUAAUCAUACUACUACUAUUACUGCUACUCUGGGGGGUUGGGGUGGGUCGAGGGUGGGGGGCCGUGCAGGUGGAUUGGAGACAAACUCCAGCUGGCGGCCUGCGGCAGUGGCCGGAGCAGGCGGACUUGGGCCGCGGGCUGUUAUUUCUCUAUGCACCAGAUUGUAUUUAUUAUUCCCUGGGAAACGAAUCUUUUUUUUUUUUUGUCCUGGAAGAGGAGUGAAAGAACAGAAUGCUCAGGGUUUCUAGCAAACCCAGAAUUGACAAGCCGAGAAGGAAAUGAGGCCCAGGCCGCGAGGACUUUUUUUGUACCUUUUAAUUUAAACUACUUUGUUCCGUUUGCGUUUUUUAGUUUUAUUUUAUUUUAUUUUAUUUUGGAAAGCCUGAUGGCCUUUGGGGGGAGGGGGCCCUCGGGGCCGAGCGCAAGAGGAGAUGCGCCCAGCCUGGAGAGCUUAGCCCGCGGUUCCCCUGCAAUCCCGGCUACCCCCGAGUCUGGCCGGGUUUCUGGCCCUUUCUUUUGUCCUUUAGUUGGAGUCCUUCUGCUCGGUCCGGCUUCUUGGGCCCUGGGAGUGGCCCCUCCUCCCCAAGCGUGGGGCUGACUUUUUCCUUUCCUUUCCUUUCCUUUAUUUUAUUUUUUCCAUUUGCUACGAAAACUGAGGAAAGAGAAAAACGAAUAAACCUGUUGAGAUGGAAGCGUCGCUGUCACCUCCGCUGCUCUGUUUGGGGGGGCUGAGUCCGAGUCCUGUUUCUCUCUGGGGCUAGCUGGGGGAGAUGGUGUGGAAGCUGAUCCGAGGCAGGGAAAUAGGGAGUAGUCUCGGAGGCUCGAAGGGUCCAAGACUACUGGGAGAGGCCCAGCGAGAAAGGGUGGCGAUCGAGGCCUGGGCGAGAGGCAAUCGGGGCGGGGCAGGGCAGGGCAGGGAUUGGGACUGAAACUGACCGGGCCUCAGUUGAGAAAUGAGCCGCCCUGCCCGCAACCGGCCGGGUCAGCUGCCCUUCGGUCGCUUUGGAUUGAUGGUUGUCGGGUGUAUGGGAGCAGGGAGGGAGAGGGCUGGUUUUAGUUUUUAUUUUUGUUUUUCCUACUCUUAAAACGAAGCCUCAAUAAUCAAACGGAAGUUAGACUGGGAAGGCUCGAGGUUAGGCUUGGUCAUUGACAUCAGUCUCCCAGUUUCUUCUGAUAGCACUAUAUCUAGCUUGUGUGCAAACCACCUUUCCUACGGAAAGUGCCCAAGUGCGGUCCAGGUUUCCCGAGGUGAAGGUGGGGACUCCGAUGGGGAGUGGGGAGACCCAAGAAGGAGGGAAUGUUGAGCUCCAGGGAGACAAGGCUUAAGAGAGACAAAGUCGGAGACGUCAUUCCCAGGCUGGUUAAAACAGACCCUUCGUGUAAAGUGAUGGAGCGCAUUUUAUCUUCCUGAACAGAACGUGUAUGUGGUGUUGUUCCUGUGGUUCGGACUGUGGCUGGAACGUUUGGAGCCCUAGGGAACUCCCAGCCCAGCCCCGACGGUCAGACUGAUGGGCACUUCCAGGGACCGCAGGGGAUAUAUGAGCACAGCUCCCUCUCAUUUAGGAGAAUUUGCUUCUUGAUCCAUUCGGCCCCCUUAGUCCUAUUCAGUAGUUCUCUGGGGAAAACCAAAGUUUCUACACUUUGGGGGCCUGGCUUGGUGGCUUCCUCAGCACCUUGAAUUGUGCCCUACUUGGGAUGUGUGGCGAUCUGCUUUGUUUGGUUUUGUUCUUGUUUUGGGGGACCAGAGGAACCAGAGGAAAAAAAAGGUCUUUCCCUUCUUCUUCCUGGUUUCCUCUGGCUCCUCGAUUGUUCACCUGGCUACCCCGUGCUCAGCAGAGCCCACUUACCUGUAGUAAGCACUCGGUAGGGGUUUGUGGAUUUCGGAGAUGCUAGAACGGCCUUGGUUUUCUUCGCCCUUGGGUGUGGGUGGUAGUGGAAUUAAAAAACAAAAAACCUUCCUACCCACAAGUGCCUGGUUGCUUCUGUCAAGUCCUGGGCUGCAGCUAAGAGGAUUGAGACUUGAUCGAGAGGGCUGCUCCUUCUCUGAGCCUGAGGAGGGAGGGGACAGGGGGAGAAUGCCAUAGCUGGGGGCCCUGUGUGAGUGUGUGUGUGUGUUUGGAAAGUAGACUUAGGGAUCGGGUGCAAUGAAAGAAACAAAAACAGAGAUAAGGAGGACAGGAGAUGUGGGUAGGGAAGUGUAUUCCUUCCCCAGAAUUAAAACCUCUUCUGACAGAUGUUGUCAAAUGAGCAGUUCAAAGACUCCAGUUUUGAAGCCAGAGCUAGUAGGGAGGCAGCCCAGAGGGCCUAUUUGUGUGAUUUCUUAGUCUCAGCCAUUGCAAGAAAAAAGCUUGCAGCUUCUUCUCCCAGCCACUCCAGCAGCCUGGAGCCCAGAAUUGGGAGCAGAAACAUCAGACACCGCAAUUUCUGCUGGCACAGCUGCUCUGGAGUGGGAGAUGAAGGCAGCAUUUCUUUCUGCAGAAAAAUUGGAGAGAUCAGCCUUAGCUAGGCUGGGAAAUGGGGGACUUGUGUCAGAAUAAGGGGAGAAGGUGGUGGGGAGCGGCAGGCUGUGGCUAAAGUGAGCUAUGCCCCUUAUCUUGUUUCCUGGAAGGAAAGAAAAAAACCUGCUGUGGAGACUGCUAUCCCGACUCUGGGAGUAUUUUUCUUUUGGAGGCAGGGUUCAUAGCUAACACUUAUUCCCUUUUCCAGCAUGUCCACUAACCUGGGCCACAGUGGGAUGGGACUCAAGAUUUAUUCCUUUAGAUAAUUUUAUUGUCUGGAUCCAGUUUUUCCCUUUCAGAAAGGAAGAAAGGAAUUGUCUCAUUUAUGUAGGACUUUUAAGUUUUAGUGAACCCAUCAAGACUUUGAGUCUCAGUUUCGUCAUCUGUAAAAUGCAGAUAAUAUCUGUAGCAAACCUUAAAGCUAUUUCAGCUAUCAUUAUUUAUUACUAUCUACAUUUUACAAAUGAGGAAACUGAACCUUUGAGAGGGUAAGCAAUUUGUCUGUUAUCGUAGGGAAAUUUGUCUGGGAACAAAGAAAGACCUCAAAUAGGACCAGAUCUGGGGAUGAGGUCUAUGGAUCUUGGAGCCCUGGGAUUUGGGAACCUUCUUUUCCCAGAGUCUCCAGACUCUUUCUUUCUCUUCCCAUCAUGUGAGGACUAGUAGGGAUGCCUUUCCUAGGAGUUGGAGCCAUAGAAGAAGAAGGGGGGUUUCGUUAUUGUCCUCUGCCAGCAAGUGGAACCUGAGGUGGUAGAAGGAAUGAAAGGACGACUUUCUGCCAUCUGAAGAAGAGUAAGGUAGGGAAUUAGGAUCUAGUUGUCUUUGGUCCAUUUUCUUUUCCAGUCCCUUUACCCAGUGAGUGACCUGAAUAUCCUGAAAUUCCACCCAGGUCACAUAUUUUUGGAUGAAUCUGAUGGUAAGGGCAGAGGAAAAUGGUAAAUCGGAAUACAAAAAUUGGCCCUUCCCUUUUUGUAGUGCAUGACAGCUUUGAGGAGAGGAAAUUUUCCAUUUCUAUGCUUCCCUAAGGUUCCUAAAGUGCUUUCUCUGUGCCAAUUCUAUGAGGAAAGUAAAAAGGAGAACAAGGAGUGGUUAUGAGAUAUGGGGCCCUAAGUGACCCACAAUCAGAGUAAUUGACAAGGAACAAGAGUCAGGAUUUGAACUCAGGUCUCCUGAGCCCAGGGCCAGCAAGAGUUUUAAACCUGGGGUAAAGAGGAAAUCACCAUCUGGUGACCCAGGUUGAGUAGUGGAAGCCAAGAGCCCUGGCUUUCUUCCCUUUUAUUUGGAUGACCUUGGGCAAAUCAUCUCACCUCUGGAUUCCUCUCCUUCAUCUGCAAAAUGAGGAUCCAUAAAACACAGAAUAAAGUACUUUGGAAACCUUGAAACACUAUAUAAAUGUCAGUUAUUAUGAUUUUAGGAUGCCAAGAACCCUUUGUACCUUCAUGUUCUUAGAGAGCUGCCCUCAGCUCAGAGAGAUUGAGUGACUUACUUGGUCAUGGUCAGGUAUCGUGGAACUGAAAGAGACAGGCUGGAGGCACAGGCCUUUACUUUCCACAUCUCUUUUCUCUAUGCUUUGUUGGAUAUCAUCGUGACAAAUUAAUAUUGGUGAUAUUUAUUCAUAAUUACUAAUAAAUGAGAGUGCCGUACUGGCUGAGCGCCUGAUCUCCUUCUAGCUCUCAAGCUGAUGGUACCACCCAGCAGGUUUUGUCUGCACCCACCUACACUCACCCCAAAUGAUAUCCAACCCUACUUCCCGAUGGAUGGUAAUUAUAAGAACCUUCAUUUUUACAGUGCUUUGCAGAUUACAUUUUGUUUGGUCCUCACCACAGCCUUGUGAGCUAAAAAGAAUAGGUAUCGUUUUCCCUCUAGUAUAACUAAGGCAACUGAGGCAUAGAGAUCUAAACCCACUUCCCUUGGAGGACAAAUCCAAAGCUCUUUCUGCUUCAUUGCUUUCCACUGCAGAGCUGACAGCCUGGGUUCUCAGAACUUAGAGCUAGAAUGGACAUUAGAGAGGAGAGUCCAAACUCCUUAUUUUACAGAUAAGUAAACUGGGCUUCCUGCCUCCUGUCCUCCUCCCACCCCUUUUCACCCCCCAGGAUGGAAGGUAAGUCACCUUAGGAGGAAAGGCUUUAAGGGGGCAUCUUGCUCAACGACAAACGGUUUGCAGUCCUAGGCUGAGGCUUCACCCCUGGCUUGGCUCUGACAUUCUGGCCAUGAGCUCAGUUUCCCAGGUUCAGUCUUUUGUCUCUCCUAGGGUGGCCCCUCAGCUUAUGAUCUGACUUUCUACUGGGUCACAGUGUCCAUUUCGUCGUAGGGGUCCCGAGAUUGAGCAUAGCCAACUGAAAGGUUUGUGUGCCUGUGAGUGUGUGUGUCUGUGUGUAUGUGUGUGUGUGUGUGUGUGUGUGUGUGUACACACGUAUGCACUAGA